AUGAAGUUCUCCAUUCUCUCCACCAUUAUCCUUGCUCAGGGCAUCAUCUCUGAGGGAUCAUCUUCCAUCGUCCACCCGAAGCCCAAGGGAACCAUUAACAUUGAGAACUACGAGGUUUGCCUCAAAGUCUGUUGGCCUGAGGAGCCAAAGUGCCCUGAGGGAUGGAACUCUAAGAAAUUUGGUGAGGACGACUACCCUUGCUGGACUUGCUGCAAGAAGACCGACGACGAUGACCUUUGA
Fusarium pseudograminearum CS3096 is the source of this 240-nucleotide messenger RNA. RefSeq lists its product as uncharacterized. NCBI's taxonomy places the organism in Eukaryota, Fungi, Ascomycota, Sordariomycetes, Hypocreales, Nectriaceae. The coding region runs from base 1 to 240 and encodes 79 amino acids. The transcript is spliced from 4 exons. The record is from RefSeq and is a predicted model, not a curated record.